AUGACGGGAUGGGCUCCACAGGUGGAGAUUUUACAACACCCGUCGAUCGGAGGGUUCUUGAGCCACUGCGGUUGGAACUCGAUGCUUGAAGCUAUGGUGACCGGAGUGCCAUUGAUGACAUGGCUGUUGUACGCCGAACACUGUUACAACGAGAAGCUGGUGGAGCUUUUAGGGAUUGGAGUCGGAGUAGGGGCGGAGGUUUGGAACUCGGGUUCUGAGAUCACUAGCCCAAUCAUCGGAAAACAGAAUAUAGUUGAGGCUAUUCAGAUAUUGACAGGUGGAUCCGCCUGUGAGUGUAAACCAGACUUGGUGUGA
Messenger RNA from Lactuca virosa, 315 nucleotides. NCBI's taxonomy places the organism in Eukaryota, Viridiplantae, Streptophyta, Magnoliopsida, Asterales, Asteraceae. The record is from the annotation of a GenBank genome assembly.